AUGCCACGUGACGCGCUUCAACAUGCAACACCUGGCCUGACUCGCAACCCCCCAUUGGGCUUCAACAGGGCUAUCACUGUCCCCCCUUUGGAUACCAAUUGCACGGUUCACGUCGAAAGUGUCUCAAGCUUUAUCUCUGGGGUCGGCCCGUCUAACGUCGGAGCGUUUUUUUCCUGCCCUCGCCUGCUCCCCUUCUUUGCUAAUUUUUUUUUAGCAAGAUUCGCAAAAGCUUCCUCUGAGGUGAUAUCACUGACAGGCUAG
Messenger RNA from Bipolaris maydis ATCC 48331, 261 nucleotides. Lineage: Eukaryota; Fungi; Ascomycota; Dothideomycetes; Pleosporales; Pleosporaceae. The record is from RefSeq and is a predicted model, not a curated record.